Cooperia oncophora is the source of this 444-nucleotide messenger RNA. NCBI's taxonomy places the organism in Eukaryota, Metazoa, Nematoda, Chromadorea, Rhabditida, Trichostrongylidae. The record is from the annotation of a GenBank genome assembly.
AUGCUGGCGAAUAUUAAUGGGCUAGCGGCUCCGACACCACCAGCCGUCCUUCCGCCCACUCCUCGAACCCUGCCAGGGCUUGCACGGACCGCUCCGCCCACUUCGGAUGCGCUCGAGUGCAGCACGUCGCCUACGAAUACGUCCGGUUCGGAUGUGUCGGGACUGUCGUCCACGGAGUUGGCCGCAAUCCUGCUCGCCGGUCAGCAAAACGCCGCCGUCAAACAGGAGUUCCCCGACACACAUGUGAAGCCGGAACUUCCUCCCAUGGCAAAUCCGUUGUUUGGUAUGUCAGAUGCCGCCGCUCUGCUGCAAUUUCUCCAAGCUCAACAGGCGGUUGCGCAGUGGCACAAACUGUACCAGUGCGAAGUGGUGUGUGUUCGUUGGUGUCCACAAUGCCACGAGUUAAUGAAUCCUGUCCUACAUGGGGCGUCCUACCGUGAAUAA